Messenger RNA from Protopolystoma xenopodis, 579 nucleotides. NCBI's taxonomy places the organism in Eukaryota, Metazoa, Platyhelminthes, Monogenea, Polystomatidea, Polystomatidae. The record is from the annotation of a GenBank genome assembly.
AUGAUGAUGCGUCGUUAUCAAGAAGCGAUUCGAGCAUUUGCCCUUACACUGAACAACGUGCCACGAGCAAAGACGCAGCUACUACAAUUGCGCCCAGACGUGGCCGAAUAUGUUGGAAAGCAGGCGGAUCAGAUGUCAGCUCUCCUCGGUAUUUGUUUAACCCUCAGUCCAACCCCUCUUGAUCAGGCGAUUGAUCAGAUUCUGAAAGAUAAGUUUGCUGAGACUCUGGCAAAACUCCAACGAAUGGACCUGGAUGAAUUUGUGUCCAGCUUUGAGCUGGGUUGUCCAAAAUUUAUAAGUCCCGAGACUCCCUCCUACGUUCCAUCGUCAGGCAUAACUUCUGAUGCUCAGCACCCACUUUCUUUAGAACCUCAUCGACAGCAGGUGGAGUUGUUCAAGGCUGAAAUUGCCCAGCAACUUAACAUGCCUCGUUUGCGCUCCUACCUCAAGCUCUACACAACUUUGCCCACUGCCAAGCUUUCCAGCUUUUUGGAUAUUGUGCGUCUCCAUACCCCAAUUAAUAAUUUGUGCUGUUUUUGUUUACUUCUCUAUUUACAUCUUUCUCUCGGGUCUUUAUAG